Messenger RNA from Cygnus atratus (black swan), 4438 nucleotides. RefSeq names its product protein tyrosine phosphatase receptor type T (gene PTPRT). Gene Ontology annotation, biological process: protein dephosphorylation. Gene Ontology annotation, molecular function: protein tyrosine phosphatase activity; protein binding. The coding region runs from base 21 to 4424 and encodes 1467 amino acids. Gene Ontology annotation, cellular component: membrane. Lineage: Eukaryota; Metazoa; Chordata; Aves; Anseriformes; Anatidae. The transcript has 32 exons. The record is from RefSeq and is a predicted model, not a curated record.
GGCAGGCUGGGGACCAGAGCAUGUGCCCUCGCUGCUCCUGUGGUCCGUCCUCAGCAAGGGAAGGAGCUGGUGGAGACAGUGCUCCGACACCUCCCAUGAAGCGUACGAGUGGCUGUGGGAGAAUCUGCUUGAAAAAGAAAGGUGGAUGCUCAUUUGAUGAGCACUAUAGUAAUUGUGGUUAUAGUGUGGCCUUGGGAACCAAUGGAUUUACCUGGGAGCAGAUCAAUACCUGGGAAAAGCCAACAAUGGAUCCUGCUGUCCCAACUGGCUCCUUCAUGAUGGUGAACAGCUCUGGACGGGCAUCUGGGCAGAAAGCUCACUUGCUUCUGCCUACGUUAAAGGAAAAUGACACACAUUGCAUCGACUUCCACUAUUACUUAUCCAGCAGAGACCGUUCGAGUCCUGGCUCUCUGAAUGUCUACGUGAAAGUGAAUGGAGGACCACAGGGCAAUCCAAUAUGGAAUGUCUCGGGGGUUGUUACAGAAGGAUGGGUGAAGGCAGAACUUGCCAUCAGUACAUUCUGGCCACAUUUUUAUCAGGUGAUAUUUGAAUCUGUCUCUUUGAAAGGACAUCCAGGGUACAUAGCUGUGGAUGAAGUCAGAGUUCUUGCCCAUCCAUGCAGAAAAGCACCGCAUUUCCUACGGCUUCAGAACGUGGAGGUUAAUGUGGGACAGAAUGCGACGUUCCAGUGCAUUGCUGGGGGGAAGUGGUCGCAGCAUGACAAACUCUGGCUCCAGCAGUGGAAUGGACGGGACACAGCGUUAAUGGUCACUCGAGUCGUCAACCAUAGACGUUUUUCUGCUACUGUCAGUGUUGCUGACACCUCUCAACGCAGUAUCAGCAAGUACCGAUGUGUCAUUCGUUCAGAUGGUGGAUCUGGAGUUUCCAAUUAUGCAGAAUUAAUAGUGAAAGAACCCCCAACUCCUAUUGCCCCUCCUGAGCUGCUGGCGGUCGGAGCCACCUAUCUGUGGAUCAAACCCAAUGCCAACUCCAUCAUUGGAGAUGGGCCCAUCAUACUGAAAGAGGUGGAAUAUCGGACGACCACUGGGAACUGGGCAGAAACACACAUUGUAGAUUCCCCUAAUUACAAACUGUGGCAUUUGGACCCUGAUGUGGAGUAUGAGAUCAGAGUGUUGCUGACUCGCCCUGGAGAAGGAGGCACAGGGCCACCUGGGCCACCACUCACAACAAGGACAAAAUGUGCAGAUCCUGUCCACGGACCACAGAAUGUGGAAGUUGUUGACAUCCGUUCCCGGCAGCUGACGUUGCAGUGGGAGCCCUUUGGUUACGCCGUGACCCGCUGCCACAGCUACAAUCUGACAGUCCAGUACCAGUAUGUUUUUAACCAGCAAAAAUUCGAGGCAGAGGAACUCAUCCAGACUUCUUCCCACUACACUUUGCGAGGUCUUCGGCCCUUCAUGACCAUCAGGCUGAGGCUGGCCCUCUCUAACCCAGAGGGCAAAAUGGAGAGUGAGGAGUUGGUUGUGCAGACUGAGGAGGACGUUCCUGGACCUGUUCCCUUGGAAUCCAUCCAGGGAGGACCUUUUGAAGAGAAGAUCUAUGUUCAGUGGAAGCCUCCAAAUGAGACAAAUGGCAUCAUUACACUCUAUGAGAUUACAUACAAGGCCGUUGGGUCUCUGGAUCCCAGUGCUGACCUGUCCAGCCAAAGAGGGAAAGUCUUCAAGCUAAGGAAUGAAACACAUCACCUCUUUGUAGGAUUAUACCCAGGGACUACGUAUUCAUUCACCAUCAAAGCCAGCACAGUCAAGGGCUUUGGGCCACCCAUCACAACACGGAUUGCAACUAAGAUUUCAGCACCAUCGAUGCCAGAAUACGACACUGACUCCCCCUUGAACGAGACUGACACCACCAUUACUGUUAUGCUGAAGCCUGCUCAGUCCCGGGGAGCCCCUGUCAGUGUCUACCAGCUUGUUGUCAAGGAGGAGAAGCUGCAGAAAGCCCGGAGAGCUGCGGACAUCAUUGAAUGCUUCUCUGUCCCCGUCAGCUACAAGAAUGCUUCCAGUCUGGACUCCCCGCACUACUUUGCAGCCGAGCUGAAGCCCAUCAACCUGCCCGUCACACAGCCAUUCACAGUGGGCGACAACAAGACCUACAAUGGCUACUGGAAUGCCCCGCUUUCUCCCCUGAAGAGCUACAGCAUAUACUUCCAGGCUCUAAGCAAGGCAAACGGAGAAACAAAAAUCAACUGUGUCCGGCUGGCAACGAAAGGAGCUUCCACCCAGAAUUCCAAUGCAGUGGAACCCGAAAAGCAAGUUGACAGCACAGUAAAAAUGGCCGGAGUUAUAGCUGGGCUUCUGAUGUUUGUUAUCAUCCUCUUAGGAGCAAUGCUUACCAUCAAGAGAAGGAAGCUAGCCAAGAAGCAGAAGGAGACCCAGACCAGCACACAGAGGGAGAUGGGUCCCGUGGCUACUUCAGACAAGACCUCUACCAAACUCAGUGCUGUUCACAGUGAAGAAGCUUUCUCUUCCAGCUGCCAAGAUGUUAAUGGAUUCACAUCACCCUCUCCUUGUUCAUUUUCUGUCCAAAGCAAAACCCUUCAGAGCAAAUCUUUGUUGAAUUCCUACUACUCAGACAGUAGCCAUGGAGAGAUGACCCAGCCAACCCUGACUAUCCAGACCCACCCGUACCGGAGCUGUGAGCCGGUGGAAAUGUCCUACCCCCGGGGGCAGUUCCAGCCAGCCAUCCGAGUGGCCGACUUGCUGCAGCACAUCACCCAGAUGAAGCGAGGACAGGGCUAUGGAUUUAAAGAGGAGUAUGAGGCACUACCCGAGGGGCAGACGGCAUCCUGGGACACAGCCAAGGAAGACGAAAACCGCAAUAAGAAUAGAUACGGAAACAUAAUCUCCUAUGAUCAUUCAAGGGUGAGAUUGCAACUGCUGGAUGGGGACCCUCACUCUGACUACAUCAACGCCAAUUACAUCGACGGGUACCACCGGCCUCGUCAUUACAUUGCAACUCAAGGGCCAAUGCAAGAGACAGUGAAGGAUUUCUGGAGAAUGAUUUGGCAAGAAAACUCUGCAAGUGUUGUCAUGGUCACCAACUUGGUGGAAGUGGGCAGGGUGAAGUGUGUUCGGUACUGGCCAGAUGACACAGAGGUCUAUGGCGAUAUUAAAGUCACACUAAUUGAGACAGAACCACUGGCAGAGUAUGUCAUACGCACAUUUACUGUACAAAAGAAAGGCUACCACGAGAUCCGAGAGAUUCGGCAGUUCCACUUCACCAGCUGGCCGGACCAUGGGGUUCCUUGCUAUGCCACGGGCCUCUUAGGCUUUGUUCGGCAAGUGAAGUUUCUCAACCCCCCAGAAGCAGGACCUAUUGUUGUGCACUGCAGUGCCGGGGCCGGGAGAACAGGGUGCUUUAUUGCCAUCGACAUCAUGCUUGACAUGGCAGAGAACGAAGGCGUGGUAGAUAUAUUUAACUGUGUGCGAGAGCUGCGCUCCCAAAGGGUCAAUUUGGUGCAGACGGAGGAGCAGUAUGUAUUUGUCCAUGAUGCCAUUUUGGAGGCAUGUCUCUGCGGCAACACGGCCAUUCCAGUUUGUGAGUUCAGAUCCAUAUAUUACAACAUCAGCAGACUAGAUCCACAGACUAAUUCCAGCCAGAUAAAAGAUGAGUUUCAGACUCUCAAUAUUGUGACACCACGUGUUCGGCCAGAAGAUUGCAGCAUCGGGCUUCUGCCAAGGAACCAUGACAAGAAUCGCUGCAUGGAUGUGUUGCCCUUGGACCGGUGCCUGCCUUUCCUCAUCUCGGUGGAUGGCGAGUCAAGUAACUACAUCAAUGCUGCACUCAUGGAUAGCCACAAGCAACCUGCUGCCUUUAUUGUAACUCAGCACCCUUUGCCCAACACCGUAGCAGACUUCUGGAGGCUGGUGUUUGAUUAUAACUGCUCCUCUGUCGUGAUGCUGAAUGAGAUGGAUGCAGCACAGCUCUGCAUGCAGUACUGGCCAGAGAAGACGUCCUGUUGUUAUGGCCCCAUUCAAGUAGAGUUUGUUUCAGCAGAUAUCGAUGAAGACAUCAUAAACCGGAUAUUCCGGAUCUGUAACAUGGCCAGGCCCCAAGAUGGAUAUCGCAUAGUUCAGCACUUGCAAUACAUUGGCUGGCCAGCAUACAGGGACACCCCUCCUUCCAAACGCUCCCUCCUGAAGGUGGUCAGAAGGUUGGAGAAGUGGCAGGAGCAGUACGAUGGGCGAGACGGCCGCACUGUUGUCCACUGCCUGAACGGUGGGGGACGUAGUGGCACCUUCUGUGCCAUCUGCAGUGUGUGUGAGAUGAUUCAACAGCAAAAUAUCAUUGACGUGUUCCACAUAGUGAAAACGUUACGGAAUAACAAGUCCAACAUGGUGGAGUCACUGGAACAGUAUAAAUUUGUAUACGAGGUUGCACUGGAAUACUUGAGUUCCUUUUAGCCCAGCGAAGGGAG